ACACCCCCUUUUCUAGCUUCCUUCGCUAUCGUCUCUGCCCUCCCCUUUACACAUUUAUUAUUUCAUAUGGCUGUUGCAGAGAAAAGAGUACGCGGCUCUCGCGGAAAGAAGAACAAGAGCGACAAGGAUCAGGACAAGUCUAACCAGCACGAUUCCAAUCCCGGAAAGUCUUUCCAACGCUCACACCAGACCACCUACGACCGCAGCGCUGAAGGCGGCGAGGAGAGCAGCCGUCCUCCUCGUCCCGAUCGAAGGGAAGCCAUUGAUGCUGCUGCUAUAUUUGGUUUUAUUGACCCUGAUGUCCAACAAUACUUCAAGGGUGUCGAGCAGACCCUUGAUGAGCUUAACUUUGACACUGCAGAAGAACAACAGCUUUUCCUUGAGAAUGUGUACACUGAAGUCCAAGGAAAGGAGCUAGUCCUGGCGACGGAACAUUCUUGUUCGCUUGUUUUGGAAAAAUUGCUAAGGGCCUCCAACGACUUUCAGCUUCGAGUAUUUUUUGACAAGUUCAACGGAAACUUCUUGAAACUCUUUACUCACCGUUUUGCCUCUCAUGUGUGUCAGACUCUGAUCACCCUUUGCGCCGAUGCUGUCGAAAGAGAGGUUAAGAGCAACGAGCUCAAGACCAAGGAGGAGCGCGAAGUGCCUCAGGAAGAUGGCGUUUUGCUCAGUGCUGAGGACAUGAUCUUGAAUAUGUGCAACCAAACCCAGGUGGAAUUUACUGCUCUGAUCUCGGACCCUUUUGCCUCUCAUAUCAUCCGUGUCAUUCUCUAUGUGCUGGCAGGACGAACGGUUGCCGAUGAUGGAACUGGAAAGGGCAAUGUCAGGAGUAAGAAGUCCGCCAAAUACAACGAUGCCAAUAACAGCAAGACAAACACUGGCAACUUCAGACCUACUCGCCUUGUCCCACCCUCAUUCAAGGACAUGUUGCGCACUAUUACCUCGACCAUGAUGAACGGGCUCAGUGAUUCGGUCGUGCGUUCGUUAGCUGUACACCAGGUCGCCAAUCCGGUUCUGCAAUUGCUGUUGGAGGUCCUCGUCAAGGACGACGAAUCUGCCAAGGAUGCGCUUGUGGACAAGCUGCUGAUGGAUAUCACACGGGAAGAGGCGCCAGGACACAAGAACAACGACCGCGAUGCUUAUGUCGAGACACUACUCCGAGACCAGGUCGGCUCUCACCUACUGGAGAAGAUUGUACAGGUCGCCUCUCCAGCCCUCUUCCAAAAAUUUUAUACAUCAUACUUCCGUGGUCGUCUCGUCAAACUGUCGUUCCACCCAAUUGCCAAUUAUGUCAUUCAGCAGUUUUUUGUCCAUGCCAAGACGCCUAUUCAGCUCGAGAUGAUGGUUACCGAGGUUUUGCCUGAGUUUGAGAACUUUUUGAAGUUUGGCCGUCCAGGUGUGAUCCGUGCAGUCGUCGAAGCCUGCAAGAACGUCGGAGCGUGUCACAAGGAGGUCAUCAAGGGUCUUUGCAACGCCUUCCACACCCAAGCAUCCAUCGAGCGCAAGGAGUUCAUGCAUGUUGUUUUGAACAUGGAGACAUACGAGGCUUUGAUAGAGCGUAGGGAGCAACAGGAAUCAACUAAGCCCAAGUUCCAUCCUCAGGGCGCCGUCAUCCUACAGCUCUUGCUGCAGUACCCCGAAGAGCACUCCAAGAUCGUGGUUGACAGUUAUUUCGCCCAGAAGGAAGAGUUAAUGUACGCAUGGACCAUGGACCCGGUCGGAUCGCACGUCAUCGAGGCCUUCUUGACCUCACCUACAUUGAAUUUGAAGGUUAAGAGGAAGAUCCUGAAGUCGUUCCUGGGCAAGUACCACUCGAUGGCUUUGGAUCGUUAUGGUGGCCAUACCGUCGACAAGUGUUGGGCUGUCUCGGAUAUUGAGAUGAAGGAGAAAAUUGCAACAGAGCUUUUGGAGCACGAGCAUGCAUUGUCACAAAGCUUCCACGGAAAGUUCAUCCUCCGCAACUGCAAGAUCGACCAGUUCAAGCGCAAGAAGGAGGAGUGGGUUGAGCGUGAGAAGGGUAUUGAGCGCAAGAAGGACAUGUUCAAGGAUAUUCUCGGUGACGCAGUCCUCGCGACCUCCCAUGGCAAGCAGAAGGCGGCGGGCGAUACCUCAAAUGCUGAACUUCCUGCUCCAAAUCCCAAGAUGGCUGAGCUCGGCUUUGGAGGCGGUAUUGCUGGUGUCAAGACUGUGACCGAAAAGAAGAAGAAGAAGAAGUCCAAGAAGAGCUCCGAAGAUCCUGACAAGGUAAGCAGGCCUAAGAUUGGAAGGCUUUAUACUUUGGAGUUUUAAUGCGUGUCAGUUGUGCUGAUUGUCCUUUUUUCGCUCUUGACUAUAGAUGUUGAUCAAGGACGCGGAUGAAGAAAACCAGGUCAAAGAAAAGUACAAGUCGGACGAAAUUGACAAGCUGUUCAAGAAGAGAUCGCAUAGCGAGAAUGCCACACCCAUGGGCAAGAGUGCUGACGAGGAUGUGGAGAUGGCUUCGGCAUCAGAAAGCGAGGCUGAGGAACCAGAAGAGGAGGAGGAACCCAAAAAGAAGAAAAAGAAGGUUUCUAAGGAUCUAGAGUCAGUUCUGGAUGCGAUUGAUGCGACCAAGAAGAAGAAGUCCAAGAAGUCCAAAUCCGAGAACAAUGAGGACAAGAAGAAGAAGAGCAGCAAGAAGGACAAGGACAGCAAGAAGCGCAAGUUCAUGUCAUAAAAGGAAUUGAGUGCUCGUUUUUUGUUUUAUUUUUUUCACUCCAAUUGUACCAUAAUGCAUAUCCUCAUCCACUUGAAAAUAAAAAGUAAUAUAC
Molecule: messenger RNA, 2789 nt
Organism: Gamsiella multidivaricata
Lineage: Eukaryota; Fungi; Mortierellomycota; Mortierellomycetes; Mortierellales; Mortierellaceae
Product: armadillo-type protein
Exons: 3
Coding region: 67-2289 (740 amino acids)
Biological process (GO): ribosomal small subunit export from nucleus; endonucleolytic cleavage to generate mature 5'-end of SSU-rRNA from (SSU-rRNA, 5.8S rRNA, LSU-rRNA); endonucleolytic cleavage in 5'-ETS of tricistronic rRNA transcript (SSU-rRNA, 5.8S rRNA, LSU-rRNA)
Cellular component (GO): nucleolus; 90S preribosome; preribosome, small subunit precursor
Molecular function (GO): RNA binding
Source: RefSeq, a predicted model, not a curated record